UUGAUGAUUACAAUGUGGCGUUGGCAGAUAGCAGACGGUAGAGAAUUUUUUUCCCUUCCUCCUAUAAUAAUUUGGUCAGGCCUGCGCAAGCCACAGAGAAUUACUAUUCUUUCUCUGGGCCUUCAACUCAGAUUUGCUUUGUAACAAAGCUCCCAGAAUACAAAAUGCAUAAGAGCUGCGGCAAACAUCAUGGCAAAUUUCUGAGCAUUCGUGUACGGUGUCCUGAGAAUAAGUACUGGCGUUGGCUAUUGAAAGGCUUGCUAGUUUUCAUCGCAGUAGUGCUUUUCGUUUUCCUGGUCAUAUACUUAGCGCUCCGUCCGCAUAAGCCACGGUUCUUUGUGCAGGACGCCGUUAUCCGCAAGUGGAACGUCACAGGAGAUGGAACGCUCACCUCUGUCCUGCAGUUCACCAUCAUUUCACGCAACCCAAAUGGCCGGAUCGGCGUCUACUAUGACCGGAUCAGUGCCUAUGCCAGCUACAUGACCCAGCAGAUCACCCCCGACACCCCUUUAACACCGUUCUACCAGGGCUACAACGAUGCCAACAUUAUCGCCCCUGUUCUCUACGGGAGCUCCGUUCCGUUGGCUCCGGUUGUUGCAGAACAUUUGAGAGCCGAGCAGCAGAGCGGAGUUCUUUCUGUGAAUCUGAAGAUCGGGGGAAAGAUCCGCUGGAAGGUAGGGACGUGGACUUCUCGGUAUUACCAUCUGAAUGUUGAUUGUUUUGCUAUUAUGGGUUUUACCAGCUGUUGUAAUGGCGAUCAACUUCCUCUGGAGGAGGGCACCAGGUGUGAUGUGAGUGUUUGA
This is a messenger RNA of Cryptomeria japonica (Japanese cedar), 803 nucleotides long. RefSeq names its product NDR1/HIN1-like protein 1. The transcript has a single exon. The coding region runs from base 165 to 803 and encodes 212 amino acids. NCBI's taxonomy places the organism in Eukaryota, Viridiplantae, Streptophyta, Pinopsida, Cupressales, Cupressaceae. Gene Ontology annotation, biological process: defense response to other organism. The record is from RefSeq and is a predicted model, not a curated record.